Messenger RNA from Mangifera indica (mango), 621 nucleotides. Its product is annotated as protein PHLOEM PROTEIN 2-LIKE A1-like. The coding region runs from base 1 to 621 and encodes 206 amino acids. Lineage: Eukaryota; Viridiplantae; Streptophyta; Magnoliopsida; Sapindales; Anacardiaceae. The transcript is spliced from 3 exons. The record is from RefSeq and is a predicted model, not a curated record.
AUGGCGCUUCUGCUUCCUCACAACUAUCACGAAAUUGUUCAGGAAGCUGACGUCCAAAUUGACAUGUCCUCCCAGGAGAAGUUCAAUGACCAGCUGCACUCUGGAAUUUUCUUGAACAAAAACCUAAUGAAAUAUUCGGUUGACAAGAACACCAAGACCAGCAGCUUCGUGUUGUUUGCAGGGAAUCUGUCAAUCACUUGGGGAAAUGACGAACGUUAUUGGAAGUGGACUUAUGAAAAAGAGACAAGUGGUGCCUAUGUGGAGGUGGCUGAACUGUUACAAGUAUGUUGGUUUGAGGUCAAGGGGAAAUUCGACACAAAGAAGCUGACUCCAGGGACUUUUUACAAGCUUGCAUUUGUGGUCAAGUUUAACGAAGAUGCUUCUGGAUGGGAAAAUUUAGUGAAUCUGAAACUGGAUCUCCCAAAUGGCACCCAAAUUCAACGCAAAGAGAACUUUAAGAAUAAGCCUAAAAACAAGUGGAUCGAGAUCCUAGUGGCUGAGUUUAGAGUUCAAGAAAAUGAAAAGCAAGGGCAGAUGGAAUUCUCCAUGACUGAAACCAGUGACUUCUAUUGGAAGAGAGGAAUUGUCCUCAACGGAGUCGUGAUUCAGCCAGCAUUAUAG